CCUUUCCGUCCUCCCCCCCGACAGUCACCAUGAACGGCAUCAAGAGCGUCAACGGUACCAACGGUACCGAGGGUAUCAAUGGUACCACCGGUGCGGUCAAGGCCUCCAAGCCCAACAUUGGCGUCUUCACGAAUCCCAACCACGACCUGUGGGUUAGCGAGGCCACACCGACGCUGGAGAGCGUCCAGAAGGGAGAGGAGCUUAAGGAGGGUCAGGUGACCGUCGCCAUCAGGAGCACAGGUAUCUGCGGGUCGGAUGUCCACUUCUGGAAGCACGGCUGCAUCGGCCCCAUGAUCGUCGGUUGCGACCACAUUCUCGGCCACGAGUCCGCCGGCGAGGUCAUCGCCGUGCACCCCAGCGUGACGAGCCUCAAGGUGGGGGACCGCGUCGCCGUGGAGCCCCAGGUGAUCUGCAACGAGUGCGAGCCGUGCCUGACGGGCCGGUACAACGGGUGCGAGAAGGUCGACUUCCUGUCGACGCCGCCCGUGCCGGGCCUGCUGCGGCGCUACGUCAACCACCCGGCCGUGUGGUGCCACAAGAUCGGCGACAUGUCGUACGAGGACGGCGCGAUGCUCGAGCCCCUCUCGGUGGCCCUCGCGGGCCUGCAGAGGGCCGAGGUGCGGCUGGGCGACCCGGUGCUCGUCUGCGGCGCGGGACCCAUCGGCCUCAUCACGAUGCUCUGCUGCAAGGCGGCCGGCGCGUGCCCGCUGGUCAUCACGGACAUUGACGAGGGCCGGCUGCGUUUCGCCAAGGAGAUCUGCCCGGAGGUCGUCACCCACAAGGUCGAGCGGCUGUCGGCCGAGGAGUCGGCCAAGGCGAUCGUCAAGAGCUUCGGGGGCAUCGAGCCCGCGGUGGCGCUCGAGUGCACGGGCGUCGAGAGCAGCAUCGCCGCCGCCAUCUGGGCGGUCAAGUUCGGCGGCAAGGUGUUUGUCAUCGGCGUCGGCAAGAACGAGAUCCAGAUCCCCUUCAUGCGCGCCAGCGUCCGCGAGGUCGACCUGCAGUUCCAGUACCGCUACUGCAACACCUGGCCGCGGGCCAUCCGCCUGGUCCAGAACGGUGUCAUCGACCUCAAGAGGCUCGUCACGCACCGCUUCGGCCUAGAGGACGCCAUCAAGGCGUUCGGGACGGCGUCGGAUCCCAAGACCGGCGCUAUCAAGGUGCAGAUCCAGAGCCUGGAUUGAAGCAUCAUUGAUAUUUUUUAUAUUUUAAUUUUAACCCUUUGGCGUUUUCCCUUUUGCUUCGUUUGCAUCUCG
This is a messenger RNA of Thermothelomyces thermophilus ATCC 42464, 1253 nucleotides long. Its product is annotated as L-arabinitol 4-dehydrogenase. The record is from RefSeq and is a predicted model, not a curated record. Bases 30 to 1181 code for a protein of 383 amino acids. Lineage: Eukaryota; Fungi; Ascomycota; Sordariomycetes; Sordariales; Chaetomiaceae. Gene Ontology annotation, biological process: D-sorbitol catabolic process. The transcript is spliced from 2 exons. Gene Ontology annotation, molecular function: L-iditol 2-dehydrogenase (NAD+) activity.